Molecule: messenger RNA, 1020 nt
Organism: Linderina pennispora
Lineage: Eukaryota; Fungi; Kickxellomycota; Kickxellomycetes; Kickxellales; Kickxellaceae
Product: Rrd2 protein
Exons: 1
Biological process (GO): mitotic spindle organization
Cellular component (GO): cytoplasm; protein phosphatase type 2A complex; nucleus
Molecular function (GO): protein tyrosine phosphatase activator activity; peptidyl-prolyl cis-trans isomerase activity
Source: RefSeq, a predicted model, not a curated record
AUUCCAACCCGUCGUAUCCUGACACCGGACGACCUGGCAAGGUUCCUCGACUCGCAGGUGUGCAAGGAACUCCUAGACUUUUUGAACUCGCUCAACGAUGCAAUCAUCGGCACCAAAACUACCGACGCAAUGGAAGACAGCCCGAUCGUGCAGCAGCUGCUUUCGUUCCUGGACAAGGUUGAGCAAGCCAACAAAGAUGUGACACCUGUCGAGACCAACAGCCGGUUCGGCAACCCAGCGUUCCGCGACUUCUACGAUACGGUUGAGAAGAAGAUCCCCGAGUGGGUAUCGGAGUUUGUGCCUGUCGAUUAUGUUGAAGAGGUAGCCAAGUAUGCGCAGGAGAGCUUUGGAAACCGCAAACGCAUUGACUAUGGAACUGGGCAUGAGCUGAACAUGCUGGUGUUUCUUCUGUGCCUGGACAAGCUGAAGCUGGUGCAGCCCUCGGAUUACAAGGCGCUGGUGGCGCAUGUGUUUUUCCGGUAUAUUGCGGUAAUGCGCGGCCUUCAAUUGAGCUACUGGCUGGAGCCCGCGGGAUCGCACGGCGUGUGGGGCCUGGACGACUUCCAUUUCCUGCCGUUUUUGUUUGGUGCGGGGCAGCUGCGUGGACACAAGCAUUUCCGGCCCAAAUCAAUCCACAACCAGGAGAUUCUGGACGAGUUCUCGCACCAGUACAAGUACUUUGAGUGCGUGCGGUUCGUCAACUCCAUCAAGACCGGCUCCAUUCGCUGGCACUCACCGAUGAUCGACGAUAUCAGCGGCGCCAAGACGUGGGAGAAGGUCAAUUUGGGCCUGAUCAAGAUGUUCAAGGCCGAAGUGGUCGGGAAGCUGCCGAUUAUGCAGCAUUUCAUGUUUGGCACGCUGGUGUCGUUUGAGGGCGGCAGCAUGUCGGAGCACCAGGCGCACGGGACCGAGGAGGACGAGCACGGGUGUGUCAGCCACAGCGAGGUAUAUGCGCUGGGGCAGGAGUUCCCGGGCUGCUGUGGCAUCAAGGUGCCGUCAGCCAUCGCAGCGGCGGCGGCG